UCCAGGUCCCACCGCCGUGUCCGCCGCUGCCGCGCCGCUUCCCGAGGAUCGCGGAGACCCCCCCGGAACCGAAAAUGCCGAAGCCGAUCAAUGUCCGAGUCACCACCAUGGAUGCGGAGCUGGAGUUCGCCAUCCAGCCGAACACCACAGGAAAGCAGCUUUUUGAUCAGGUGGUGAAGACCAUCGGCCUGCGGGAAGUGUGGUACUUCGGCCUCCAGUACGUAGAUAAUAAAGGAUUUCCUACCUGGUUGAAACUUGAUAAAAAGGUGUCGGCCCAGGAGGUCAGGAAGGAGAAUCCCCUGCAGUUCAAGUUCAGGGCGAAGUUCUACCCGGAGGACGUGCCUGAGGAGCUCAUCCAGGACAUCACCCAGAAGCUCUUCUUCCUCCAAGUGAAGGAGGGCAUCCUGAGCGACGAGAUCUACUGCCCCCCCGAGACCGCGGUGCUCCUCGGCUCCUACGCCGUGCAGGCCAAGUUUGGAGACUACAACAAAGAAAUGCACAAGUCCGGGUACCUCAGCUCCGAGCGGCUGAUCCCCCAGAGAGACAGCGCCAUGCUGGAGUACCUGAAGAUCGCCCAGGACCUGGAAAUGUACGGGAUCAACUAUUUUGAGAUAAAAAAUAAGAAAGGAACAGACCUGUGGCUUGGAGUGGAUGCCCUGGGACUCAAUAUUUACGAGAAAGAAGAUAAGUUGACCCCAAAGAUUGGCUUCCCGUGGAGUGAGAUCAGGAACAUCUCUUUCAAUGACAAGAAGUUUGUCAUCAAGCCCAUCGACAAGAAGGCGCCUGACUUCGUCUUCUACGCCCCCCGCCUGCGCAUCAACAAGCGGAUCCUGCAGCUCUGCAUGGGGAACCACGAGCUGUACAUGCGCCGCAGGAAGCCCGACACCAUCGAGGUGCAGCAGAUGAAGGCCCAGGCCCGCGAGGAGAAGCACCAGAAGCAGCUGGAGCGGCAGCAGCUGGAGACGGAGAAGAAGAGGCGAGAGACCGUGGAGAGAGAGAAGGAGCAGAUGAUGCGGGAGAAGGAGGAGCUGAUGCUCAGGCUCCAGGACUACGAGCAGAAGACCAAGAAGGCCGAGAAAGAGCUCUCGGACCAGAUCCAGAGGGCCCUGCAGCUGGAGGAGGAGCGGAAGCGGGCGCAGGAGGAGGCAGAGCGCCUGGAGGCCGACCGCAUGGCUGCGCUGCGCGCCAAGGAGGAGCUGGAGAGGCAGACGGUGGAUCAGAUAAAGAGCCAGGAGCAGCUGGCCGCGGAGCUCGCAGAGUACACCGCCAAGAUCGCGCUGCUGGAGGAGGCGCGCAGGCGCAAGGAGGACGAGGUGGAGGAGUGGCAGCACCGGGUGAGUGGGGCGGGGCGCGGGCGGGCCAGGCUGCCAGGUGCACGGAAACCUGGGGGGCGUUUCGCAUGCCCUGCCGAUACUGGUCCUUCUUAGAGAGGUUCCCACGGGAACGGGCCUGUGGGAUCACAGGGGAACAAAGAGCCGCCUUGAUACUUAGAAAAAGGCCACCCUGAGCGUUCCGCCCCACCGGGCAGGCCCCCCCC
Molecule: messenger RNA, 1537 nt
Organism: Myotis lucifugus (little brown bat)
Lineage: Eukaryota; Metazoa; Chordata; Mammalia; Chiroptera; Vespertilionidae
Product: ezrin
Exons: 10
Coding region: 75-1427 (450 amino acids)
Biological process (GO): positive regulation of protein localization to early endosome; regulation of cell shape; positive regulation of early endosome to late endosome transport
Cellular component (GO): plasma membrane; cytoskeleton; adherens junction
Molecular function (GO): actin binding; cell adhesion molecule binding
Source: RefSeq, a predicted model, not a curated record